Dioscorea cayenensis subsp. rotundata (Guinea yam) is the source of this 1209-nucleotide messenger RNA. RefSeq lists its product as uncharacterized. The transcript has a single exon. The record is from RefSeq and is a predicted model, not a curated record. Bases 1 to 1209 code for a protein of 402 amino acids. Lineage: Eukaryota; Viridiplantae; Streptophyta; Magnoliopsida; Dioscoreales; Dioscoreaceae.
AUGAAACCUCCGCAGAACUGCUCGGCUUUUUUCCGUGGCCUUUGCGGCAAUGCCAAUGUUCUUAAACCUUUCUUGUGGAUUAACUGCCUUAACCCAACUGUUACUUCCUUUUUACAUCAUCCUUGGAUUUUUGACAUUCCUAUUGCCUUUAAACAGGUUUUCUUUAACAUGGAUAUGCCUGUUGAGGAUCUUCGCAUUAGUGACUGUUUAAAUAAUUGUAAUUGGAAUGUGACAGCUCUUAAUCUUAUGUUUGGUUCCAAUUGGAACUCUCCAAUCUUGUCUCAUGGUAAGAUUAGUGUUGAUGGCGUUUCUCACUGGGUUUGGUUUCCGGAAUCUCAUGGUACCAAACUUUCUUCUAACAUCUACAAGUUUCUUAACAAGAACCCAUGCUGUGGGCAGCAGUGGAUUGGCUGGUCUAAUAUAUGGAAACUUCGUGUUGCUCCUAAAACUAAAACCUUCAUCUGGAUGUUGAUGCAUAACAAAAUUAAAACUUAUGAUUUUAUGUAUCGGCUAAACCUUGGUCCUCCUGACCCCUGUGUGUUUUGUGGUUUGGUUUUAGAAAGCUAUGAUCAUCUUUUUAAAUAUUGCCAUGUUAGUGUUCGGGUUUGGAAGACUGUUGAAAAUCUUGCUGAUAUUACUGUCAAUCUCCUCAAUUUGGUUGAUGGUGGUGUUUGGCUUGAUUUUAGUUCCAAUGGUAAUUCUUUAUUUUUGGCUUCUAUUAUUGCUGCUACUCUCUGGCAAAUUUGGAAGAGCAGAUGUAACUUGAUAUUCAGGCAGGAUUCCUUGGAUAUUUCCAAGAUGGCUAAUCUGGUGAUUCUUCAUGUUAAGGAUUUUGCUGUCAGCUCUAAUGGUCAUUUGAUGCGGAAUUAUAUGAUGAACAACAGACCUUGCCCUGGUGCUUUAGGUGUUUUCUCUGCUGUGGCUUGGAACAUUACUACAGGUAAGGGUGGUUUGGGCUUCAUGGCUAUCAAUUCUAAUGUCACUGUGUGCUGUGCAGGCUUUUGCCCUUCUAGUCUGGCCGAUAGUUUAGAUAUGAACUUGAAGGCUCUCUGCUGGGCUCUGGAUUAUAUCAUUAUCUCAAGGGAGUGCUGUUCCAACAUCUUCAUCAGCUCUGAGGACCUUUGGAAGAAGAUUAGCAGUAACGAGGGCCUAGUUUCUUGGGGCAUGAUAGAUCCUUGGAUUGUCUGCGUCGGCUUCUUCUUCAGUUGA